Molecule: messenger RNA, 1479 nt
Organism: Miscanthus lutarioriparius
Lineage: Eukaryota; Viridiplantae; Streptophyta; Magnoliopsida; Poales; Poaceae
Source: the annotation of a GenBank genome assembly
AUGUUGCGCGCAGUCCUCGCGAGAGCGAUCCCACUCUCCUCCGCCUCCUACGGGUUCCCCAAACCGCUAAGCCCUCUCCUCCGCAUCGGUGGACCGCGCCUAGCCACUUCUUCCGGGGACCCCAUCGCGUACGGUGGCAUCGGCGGCGAAGAUGACCCUUUCUCCUUCCCGGACCACUACCACAAGCAGCUCCCGCCCGAUGCCGCCCGAGGGGUGGACGCCGUCGUAGCAGCUGCCGAGGCCACCGGCUCCAAUGCCGCGGACGCCGCGCGGGCCCUCGACGGGUGCGGCGCCGAGGCGUCCGAGCCGCUCGUGGUGGCCGCGCUGUCGCGCCUCCGCAACAGCUGCGCCGCCGCUCAUGCCGCGUUCCGGUGGGCCGCGGCGCAGCCCGGGUACGCGCCGGGGCGGCGCGCGUGCCACUCCAUGCUCGCCAUCCUCGCCAAGCACCGCCGCUUCGACGCCGCGCGCGCCCUGCUCGACGAAAUGCGCCGUGCGUCGACGGCGUCUCCGGCCGCGGUACUCCUCCUCAUCCGGCGCCACUGCGCCGCGAGGGACGUCGCGGGCGCCGUCGCUGCCUUCCGAGCGCUCCCGAGCUUCGGUUUCGACACUGGCGUCACCGAGUUCCAUGGCCUCCUGAGCGCACUUUGCCGGUACAAGAACGUGCAGGACGCGGAGCAUUUGCUGAUAUCCUGCGAGAAGGAGUUCCCCUUCGAGACCAAGAGCUUCAACAUCGUCCUCAACGGGUGGUGUAACAUUGUCUGCAGCUUGCGCGAGGCGAAGAGGUUUUGGAGCUCCAUGGAGAGAAAGGGCAUUGACAGGGAUGUUGUGUCGUAUGGGAGUAUGAUCUCGUGCUUCUCAAAAGCCAGGAGCCUCGACUCAGUCAUGAAACUCUUUAACCGCAUGAAUGAGGCUGGGGUUGCUCCUGAUCGGAAAGUGUACAAUGCUAUUGUGUUUGCACUAGCCAAGGGUCGGUGUGUGAAGGAGGCAAAGAUGCUUGUCAGGACUAUGGAGGAGAAGCAGGUUGCCCCAGACACAGCCACUUUUAACUCUCUCAUUGGCCCUCUUUGUAAGGCUCGUCAGGUUCAGGAGGCAAUGGAAAUGUUUGAUGCUAUGUUAGAAAGGGGGCUGUCUCCUUCAGUAAGGACCUUCCAUGCGUUGCUUAAUGUGGCUAGGAACUCUACUGAAGUGUUUGAUCUCUUGGAUAAGAUGAAACAGUUGCAGUGUGAGCCAGAGAUGGACACUUACAUUAUGUUGAUCAGAAAAUUCUGCCGGUGGAGACAGCAUGAGAGCGUGGAGAAGUUGUGGAGUGCAAUGCCUGCAAAUGGGCUGAGCCCUGACCGGAGCGCGUACAUUGUGUUGAUACAUGGUUUAUUCCUGAACGGAAGACUAGAGGAGGCAGCAAAGUAUUAUGAAGAGAUGAAAAGUAAGGGCUUUUCGCCAGAGAAAAAGACUGAAGAAAUGAUAAGCGGCUUGGCUUGA